Messenger RNA from Aspergillus eucalypticola CBS 122712, 505 nucleotides. RefSeq lists its product as uncharacterized. The record is from RefSeq and is a predicted model, not a curated record. Bases 172 to 459 code for a protein of 95 amino acids. The transcript has a single exon. Lineage: Eukaryota; Fungi; Ascomycota; Eurotiomycetes; Eurotiales; Aspergillaceae.
GCUGUCGGAUAUGCCGUGGGAUGGGGGGAGGUCGGGAUAUCCGGGGGUGGGAGUGACAGAGACGUAGCGAAAAUGGUUCCUUAGAUCAUUCAAGAGGAGAGUGGAGGGGGCGAAUGAAAUGAUCCUUGCACUUGUUCGCAUCCGAGGCAAACCAAUGGUCCUGAAUCCAACAUGGAGAGAAGCUCGGGAAAGCUCACCCCGGGAGCUGACGUCACUCCAUCCAAGCAUCUGGCAAUUCAUUUCCCUGUUGGUAUCUGGCGUGAAACAGUAAGUACAUCGAAACGAAGUCCGACGACGAUGGACUAUCGUGACAUGGUGCGCAAUCAAAAACCCUCCACAGGUUUCCUGCAUGGAAGGCCAUGCUUCUUUCUAUGUCCUGAUGCGCCUGCACUUCGCCAAAAAAGAAACCCCCGCAGACCCGUCCUUAUGGUCCUUCAUAAAUCAAAAAGGUUACGAUAGCGCAACACAUGUAAGCAGUCAAAUGAGUGUCCGAAAACCAACUGGG